AUCCAAGUGGCUGUACUGACAUCAGAAAAGCAUAAAGUCCAGGAACAACUGCGAACAUCUUCGGAGCAACACCAGCGUACAAUGAGUGCUUGCCAGCAAAAGAUUGCAACCCUGCAAGAGGAGUGCAGAGCAGCCCAGGCUGAACAAGCAUCUGUGACAUCUGAAUUUGAGAGCUACAAGGUUCGUGUUCAUAACGUUCUGAAACAGCAAAAGAGUAAAUCUGCUGCUCAGACAGAAUCUGAAGGAGCCAAAAAAGAAAGAGAACAGUUGGAAAUGGUGAUAGAUCAACUGAAAGCUAAGCUGCAAGAUGCUCAGCACAGUUCACAGAUGAAUGCAUCUGAACUCCAGGCACUGCAGUCAGAACAUGACACCCUGCUGGAAAGGCACAAUAAGAUGCUGCAAGAGACUGUUGCAAAAGAGGCAGAACUCCGUGAAAAACUCUGCACAAUACAGUCUGAGAACAUGGUGAUGAAGACAGAGCACUCCCAGACACUGAGUCAGCUCACGGCCCAGAAUGAAGCUCUCCGGAACAAUUUCAGAGAUCAAGUCAGGAACCUACAAGAAGAGCACAGGAAGACAGUAGAGACACUUCAGCAGCAACUCUCCAGAGUAGAAGCUCAGCUCUUCCAACUCAAGAGUGAACCAAGCACUAGAGGUCCUGCUGUUCCAAAUCCAGCAGCAAAGAGCUUAAGAGAACGGCGAAACGCUGACCUGCCUGUUCUGGACGUGCACAAUGUAGCUAGGGAAGAGGGAGAAGGUAUGGAAACAACAGACACGGAGUCUGUCUCUUCAGCCAGCACCUAUGUACAAUCCUUGGAACAACUUCUGAACUCAUCAGAACCAAAACCUGGUAGUUCUCUUUUGCAAUUGAUUGCAGAACCACCUCACUGGCAAGCAGAGGUCACCAAGGAUGAACUGAUUCAGAAACUAAACACAACAGCUAAAAGUGCUGAUCACUUGAACGAGCUACUUCGUGAAUCAGAAGCAACCAAUGCAAUCCUAAUGGAGCAAAUAAAGCUUCUGAAGAGUGAAAUAAGAAGGCUGGAAAGAAAUCAAGAGAGAGAAAAGUCUGUGGCUAAUCUAGAAUACCUGAAGAAUGUUCUACUGCAGUUCAUCUUUCUGAAGUCAGGAAGCGAGAAGGAACGACUGCUGCCAGUAAUAGACACCAUGUUGCAGCUCAGCCCUGAGGAGAAGGGGAAGCUAGUUGCAAUUGCCCAAGGUGAGGAAGAGAGUUCCUCACGGCCCUCUGGGUGGGCUUCAUACCUCCACAGCUGGUCAGGACUUCGAUAG
Acanthisitta chloris (rifleman) is the source of this 1290-nucleotide messenger RNA. RefSeq names its product GRIP and coiled-coil domain-containing protein 2-like. The record is from RefSeq and is a predicted model, not a curated record. Gene Ontology annotation, cellular component: Golgi apparatus. The annotation marks the transcript as partial. Gene Ontology annotation, biological process: late endosome to Golgi transport. The transcript is spliced from 8 exons. NCBI's taxonomy places the organism in Eukaryota, Metazoa, Chordata, Aves, Passeriformes, Acanthisittidae.